Messenger RNA from Chaetomium fimeti, 384 nucleotides. RefSeq lists its product as uncharacterized. The transcript has a single exon. Lineage: Eukaryota; Fungi; Ascomycota; Sordariomycetes; Sordariales; Chaetomiaceae. The record is from RefSeq and is a predicted model, not a curated record. Bases 1 to 384 code for a protein of 127 amino acids.
AUGGCGAGCGCAACAACAUGCCCAGGCGCCGCGAUCCCCGACAUCUCCAACCUACCGAUCCCUCACGACAUCAACCUCAUGGUCAUCCCGGGGGCCAGUACGCAGGAUCCCGCCAUGGUCGUCUGUUGCGAGCCCAACCCUGUCCAGAUCGUUAAUGGAUGCUGGCUGUGGUGCGAAGUACCGGCGUCGUACUUCGUCAACGGUACGCCCGACAACGCUGUGCAGCAGGCGGUUGCGACCUGCUUGCGGACCAACGGACGGAACUUCACCGAGCCUCGCAUUACCGGUUGGCAGUUCAACGCGGCGGGUCGAGUUGGAGCGGGCUCGGUGAAGACGGUCAGUCUCUGGGUCCUGGCGCUCUCUGGGCUGGUGUAUGUUUUGUAG